AUGGAGUCUUUCGAAGGACCUAGUCAGGCUAGCAAGGCUAACUUAUUAGAAGUCCCUACUGUGAACGAUUUCUCUUCUGAAGAUGAAGAUGUUAAACCUGACAUUAAACACCGUUUCUCUCCACUUCCCCGGAGGCGGAAUUCUGCUUCUUCAGAGGAAGAGGAGGCAGAUGCCCCCACCACCAUUGCAAGAAAAGUUUCAUUUGCUGAUGCAUUUGGGUUUGAUCUUGUGUCUGUUAAAGAGUUUGAUACCUGGGAAAUUCCAAAUAUAGCACAAAACAAUGACUUAGAAGACGAAGCUUUCCCUCAAGAGGAAUUUUUUUUAACUCAGCUAUUUACAUUACCUACUUCCCAAGAAGAAGUUUUGCAAAAAGUGCGAGAACAUAAAGUACUGUUGGAGUCAAUUGUGUUCCUGCCUGGGAUUACCUGUAUGAACGGCAUUAUACGAGUCCUCAAUAUAUCUUUUGAAAAAUCGGUGUAUGUUCGAAUGACACUGGAUGACUGGGUCAGUUAUUAUGAUAUCCUAGCAGAGUUCAUGCCUAAUUCUUGUGGCAGUGAAACUGACCAGUUCUGCUUUAAGAUUUCUUUGGUGCCUCCUUAUCAGAGAGAUGGAGCCAAAGUGGAAUUCUGUAUACGAUAUGAAACAUCGAUUGGUACCUUCUGGGCAAACAACGACGACAAAAACUACACACUGAUUUGUCACAAGAAAGAAACUGUACCCAAGUUGGAUAAUAAACCACACAGAGAGGGUGCUGAUAGACAUCUUAAAGGCUGCUUAAAGACGGCACCAAGCAGCAAAGAAGAAAUAUUGGCAACAUCUGAUGGUGACAUAUGGAAUAAUUCAAGAACUUCAGAUGCAAACAUCCCAGAGAUUGUUUGUUCACAAGCAGAAGACAAAGAGAGUGUACCAGCUAAUGAAAAUAUAAAAGAUAAAAAUGCAGAAUACAACCAGGGUGAUCACGAAGAUGAUGAAAAAGAAUUAGAGUUGCUGCUAAAUCAGCACUUCACAGGAGCUAAAGGUACCUCUUCCAGAGAUGAAAGGAGUUUAGACACAACAGAACCAGUUAAUUUUCCAAGUGAAACUGUAAGAUUGGAAAAAAAUCUAACCUGUGUAGAAAGAAGCAGUGACUUGCUGAGGCACCCAGUGCCUAUCAGUUCCUUAUCUGAAAAUACUUCACAAGCGAUAGGAGAAGAAUUAAAAGGUAAUGCUAAGUAUUCCAUAGGAGGUUAUAAUAGUCACCCAUCAGGAAAGGAAGUCUCAUCAAACAGCAGCGAGCAGUCUUGGGAUUCUACUGGUACCAGUGAAACUCUUUCAUUGGCAAAACACUUUCCUGGAACAAAGGAGAAUGAGGCUAUUAAUAUUGCGGCUACUGUCUCAAACCAACAAGGAGAGAGCCACGCAGAUACUACAAGAGGUGAAGCAGAUAGUGCCUCAGGAAGUAAGAUUAUGGAGAGGUUAUUCAUCAGUGAAGAUGAUACCUUGAAAGAGGCCUGUGAAAUGAGGCCAGCAGCCAUUUCUUCAGUGCAUGAUGAAUCCAUGCAAUUAAAAGCAUGCAUAACAGGAACGCUGGAUGGCAAUGCUAAUCCAGCUCCAGAGCACCAGGCACCGCAGAUGUCUCACCAAACUCUGGAUUCAUUGUCAUCAGCUGCUGACAAAAAUGAAGGAAAAAUCGAGAAGACUGAAAGCAAAGUUCAGGCACAUUUAAAAGGAGAUUUAUAUACCGACACUUUUGCAUACACUGACAUCUCAAUAGAUUCCACAAAAAGCCAAUAUACUCACAAAAAAGGAGUUUGUGAAUUGUCAGAAAAGAAUUAUAGCACUGAUACAGAGAAGGAGAAAAGAGUCAUCGAAAUAGCAGACUUAGCACUAAUCGGAGAGGAGGAAGCACCCAAGCCUUUCAAGUCUCACAGAAAACAUGCCUUCAGCGCAUCAUUCCUGCCAGAUGAAGACAACAAGCACAGAGCCAGGCCUGCACAAGCAGGACCUGGGGCUUGCUUGCCAGGGGAUGAAAGCAGAGCUGAAAAUGCUCAGGAACACAGAGGAUUCACAAGGUUAAAAGGCAGAGGAAAGGCAGAGAAUGGAAAUAAAGGAGGACUGAUAGGGACAGAAAGUGAAGAAAGCACCACUGGACAGGCAUGGAAGAGAGCAGAUAGUGGAGUGCGGUGGGCAGCAGGGGGUGAUGCAAAGGCUCAGAGCUCUUGUACAAAAGAGUUAUUUACCUGCCAAGAGGCAGAGAGUUGUGAAAAGUCUCCUGUCUCUGAGCACGGUAUUACAGGGAAAGCAGAGGCAGGUACGGCUUAUAUAAUUAAAACAACAUCAGAAAGUGCUCCAGAAAAAAUGUCUGCCAGUGAAAAAGCAGUAAUUGCUAAGCUACCUCAAGAGAUUGCACUAAGUGACAGGCCCACAGAGGAAAAGGAAACAGCGUUUGAUACACAUGAAGGGAGAAAUGAUGGUUCACAUUAUGCUCUUUGUCAACUCAACACAGUGGGUGUAUUAUAUGACACCGAAUUUGAAAAGGAAUCAGUUUUAGAUAUUUAUAAUGCACGCGUACAUGAAACACUGCAAGGAGAAACGAUGUCUGUAUGCAACAGCAGGGAAAAAUGUGCCAAAGCAAAGCCAGACAUUGGAGAUAUUCCCCCUGCAGAAGGAGCCAUAAAAGCUUCUUCUGCAGGAAAGAAAGAAGGCUUGGGGCAGGGUUUAUAUUCAGAAGAAGUGUCUAAAUGUUCCCAGAGUGCCCAGAAGCAUCGCUACAGUGAGGAACUGAAAGACCUCUACAGCGAUGAGAGCUACUAUGGAGCACCUUCCUAUCUGCAUGCCAAAGCUCAAACAAAAACAUCACCUUCUGGUACAAACAUUAUGCCCAGUUACCACUAUAAAAGCUCUUCACUGGCAUCUUCUGCAGCAGACAUGGACCAUCCAUAUACUCACUCUGAAUUCAAAGUCAUUGAAAAGGUAGUUGCUGAGUCAGGACAUGAGUUAAGUCUGCCAAAUGAAAUGAAACAUAUUAAUAAAAACCUCUUUCCUGAAGCUGAAAGAAAAGAAGUACCUUCCACUUCAGACACAGCCAUUGCUAGAGAAGGAAGAGGAAGCAAUAUAGGUCAAUGUUUCCAUCAAGCAGAGUUCAAGCAAGAGAAGUCAUCGAGGCCAGAAAUUUCAAUUAGUAAGGCUACCAAAGAAGUUAGUGGGAGAGGCUCUGAUCCUGACCAUUUAAUAACUGAAGGGAAAACACUAAAUUGGUUUGAUGACUCGCAGAAUGAAAAGCAGCACAUUUCUCAUUCUGCAGUUAUUUCUGACCAGAAGAGUGAAGAACAGAUGCUGUCUAGUGAGUCUCCAGGUUUAAAACAUAUUGGUUGCAAAAUCUUUUGUGUCUUCUUCUUUCUUGUGUUUGCUGCAACACUUUACCACUAUGAUUUGAUGGUUUGUCUUGCACUCUACCUGUUCUCCUUGUACUGGCUCUACUGGGAAGGAGGAAGAAGCAAAGAGUCUGUCAAGAAGGAAUAACA
Molecule: messenger RNA, 3503 nt
Organism: Numida meleagris (helmeted guineafowl)
Lineage: Eukaryota; Metazoa; Chordata; Aves; Galliformes; Numididae
Gene: PPP1R3A
Product: protein phosphatase 1 regulatory subunit 3A
Exons: 4
Coding region: 1-3501 (1166 amino acids)
Biological process (GO): regulation of glycogen biosynthetic process
Cellular component (GO): protein phosphatase type 1 complex
Molecular function (GO): protein phosphatase 1 binding; glycogen binding
Source: RefSeq, a predicted model, not a curated record